AUGGCUGACACUCACGAGAAGACGGUCGACGGCGUCAUCGCCAACGGCCUGCAAACAACCGAAGAUGUUGAGCGUAUCGAGGCUCCCGUCACCUGGAAGGCCUACCUCAUCUGUGCCUUCGCCUCCUUCGGCGGUAUCUUCUUCGGCUACGAUUCUGGUUACAUCAAUGGUGUUCUUGGUUCUCAAAUCUUCAUCGACGCUGUCGAGCACGUCGGUGCCACAGAAGUCUCUGAGAGCCACACCUCCCUCAUCGUCUCUAUCCUGUCUUGCGGUACAUUCUUUGGUGCUAUCAUUGCUGGCGAUGUGGCCGACUUCAUCGGCCGCAAGUGGACUGUCAUCAUUGGCUGCUUUAUCUACCUGAUUGGUUGCAUCAUUCAGAUGAUUACUGGCGAGGGCUCCUCUUUGGGUGCUAUCGUUGCUGGUCGUCUCAUUGCCGGUGUUGGUGUCGGUUUUGAGUCUGCCGUAGUCAUCCUGUACAUGUCUGAGAUUUGCCCUCGAAAGGUCCGUGGUUCACUGGUUGCUGGCUACCAAUUCUGCAUUACCAUUGGUAUCAUGCUUGCCUCCAUUGUUGUCUACGCCACCAAGAACCGCAAGGAUACUGGUGCCUACCGUAUUCCGAUCGCCAUUCAGUUCCCAUGGGCUCUGAUUCUUGGCGGUGGUCUCUUCCUCCUGCCCGACUCUCCUCGCUACUUCGUUAAGCGUGGUAACCUUGCUGCUGCCACCGCCUCGCUAUCUCGUCUCCGUGGCCAGCCUAAGGAGUCCGAGUAUAUUCAGGUCGAACUUGCCGAGAUUGUUGCCAACGAAGAGUACGAGCGACAGCUCAUUCCCUCAACUACCUGGUUCGGCUCUUGGGCCAACUGCUUCAAGGGUGGUCUCUGGUCAUCCAAAUCCAACCUACGUCGUACUAUCCUCGGUACUUCCCUGCAGAUGAUGCAACAAUGGACUGGAGUCAACUUCAUUUUCUACUACUCCACGCCAUUCCUGAAGUCCACUGGUGCCAUUUCAAAUGAGUUCUUGAUCUCUCUCAUCUUCACACUGGUCAAUGUGUGCUCCACACCGCUUUCUUUCUGGACCGUCGAGCGCUUCGGUCGCCGCACUAUCCUCAUCUAUGGCGCCUUUGGCAUGUUGAUCUGCCAGUUCUUGGUUGCUAUUAUCGGUGUUACUAUCGGUUUCAAUCAUACUCACCCAGAUCCCAAUGAUGCUGACCUUUCCCUGGCCGACAACAUCCCUGCCGUUAAUGCACAGAUCGCUUUCAUUGCGAUUUUCAUUUUCUUUUUCGCCUCUACCUGGGGUCCCGGUGCCUGGAUUGUGAUUGGCGAGAUUUUCCCGCUGCCUAUUCGUUCCCGUGGUGUCGGUUUGUCGACAGCUUCGAACUGGGCUUGGAAUACCGUGAUCGCCGUCAUCACGCCCUACAUGGUGGGAACAAAUCGCGGAAAUAUGAAAUCGAGCGUAUUCUUCGUAUGGGGCGGAUUGUGCACUUGUGCCUUCGUCUACUCGUACUUUUUGGUACCGGAAACGAAGGGGUUGACUUUGGAACAAGUUGAUAAGAUGAUGGAGGAGACGACCCCGAGGACCUCUGCCAAGUGGAGGCCACAUACCACUUUCGCGUCUGAAAUGGCGCACGGUGGCAAGCUCGACAAGGCCGUGGUGGACAGUGUUGAACACCGCUCCUCGGCGGUCUAA
This is a messenger RNA of Phaeoacremonium minimum UCRPA7, 1683 nucleotides long. Its product is annotated as putative high-affinity glucose transporter snf3 protein. The record is from RefSeq and is a predicted model, not a curated record. The transcript is spliced from 3 exons. Gene Ontology annotation, biological process: transmembrane transport; carbohydrate transport. Gene Ontology annotation, cellular component: membrane. Gene Ontology annotation, molecular function: carbohydrate:proton symporter activity. The coding region runs from base 1 to 1683 and encodes 560 amino acids. NCBI's taxonomy places the organism in Eukaryota, Fungi, Ascomycota, Sordariomycetes, Togniniales, Togniniaceae.